Messenger RNA from Melospiza georgiana, 1011 nucleotides. It is a transcript of the gene MCIDAS, whose product is annotated as multiciliate differentiation and DNA synthesis associated cell cycle protein. The record is from RefSeq and is a predicted model, not a curated record. Gene Ontology annotation, cellular component: nucleus. Gene Ontology annotation, biological process: negative regulation of DNA replication; negative regulation of cell cycle. The transcript has 4 exons. Bases 1 to 1011 code for a protein of 336 amino acids. Lineage: Eukaryota; Metazoa; Chordata; Aves; Passeriformes; Passerellidae.
AUGGAGCAGGGCGGCCGCCGCCGAGCCUUCGGCAGUAUCUGCCCCAACACAGUCCAGGGCCCGCCCGCCCGCCCGGCCAAGAAGCCGGCCCGGCCCGGCGGGGACACGGCGUGGACGCCCCCGGCCGCCCUGAGCCCCCGGGCUCCCCCGCCCCGUGCUCGCCGCAGCGGCGCCUCGCCGGCCGCCGCCGCGCCCGCCCUGGAUGUAUCCACCUUAGUGCCACCACCACUGGACUGUACUGACUAUGAUUUCUCACUUGGUGAGGAGGUGGCUUUUGGCCCCUGCACCCCCCAGCUGCAGAGCAGCGUGCUGGUGCAGGUUCCCCCACAGAACCUGUCUUCCCCUGAGCCAUGCUGGAGGGACCUGGCAGACCAGCACCAGAAAGCCCUGGGAGAUGCCCUGGAGGCAAACAGCCAGCUGCAGGAGACCCUCACACAGAGGCAGGAAGAGCUGGUGUCACUGCGGGAGAGCAACGUGCAGCUGAAGGAGCUGGCAAGUCAGGCCAGGCAGCUGGCUGCUGUCCUUGACACACUGAUGCUCCCGCAAAGCGCCGACGGGACAGUCCUUCCUCCUCUUCCUCCUCUUCAUCCUUUGCCUCCUCCGCCCGCCGCCGCCGCUGCCCCGGCCGGGACGGGCCCGGAGGAUGCGGAGGGCGUGGAUGCCAUGCUGCGGGCCGUGUCGGAGAAGUGUCGCGCCGCCCUGCGAAGCCUGGGGGGCGGCGCUGGGGACAGCGCGGGGGGCAGCCCCGGGGGCAGCCCGGGACACAGCCCGGGGGGCAGCCCCGCGGCCAAGCGCCCGCGGCCGGGCCCGCGCCUGCACGGCGCCUUCCGCGGGCUGCGCACCGGCCGCGCCGCGCCGCGCCCCGCCGCGGGGCCGCUGGAGGGGGGCGGCAGCCUGCGGGCUGCGCUCGGCGAGGCGGGCGCCAUCCGCACCCUGGCCUUCCCGCAGGGAAACGCCUUCACUCUGCGCACGGCCGGCGGCGGGCUCCGCUUCCGAUGGGUGCCGCGCUGA